Molecule: messenger RNA, 3419 nt
Organism: Caenorhabditis angaria
Lineage: Eukaryota; Metazoa; Nematoda; Chromadorea; Rhabditida; Rhabditidae
Source: the annotation of a GenBank genome assembly
AUGCUCAAAAAUAGUCGGAGAUUUUUGAAUACAAUUUGGCCGAGCCGAAUACAAAAUGAGGAAUAUGCUAGAAGACGGCACGAUUUGUUGAGGAAUUUGAAAAUGGAUUUGGCAAAAAAUGGAGGAGGUCGGGGAAUUUUGGGCUGAAAAUGAGCUGAAAUUCGAGAUUUUUGGGUAAUUUUGACCCAAAACUCGAUUUUCAGCUUUUUUCCGCAUAGAAAUUUGAAAAUCUGAAAUUUUCAAGCUAAACUUCGAGUUUUUCAGUCAAAUUUCAGCCGGAAACUUGAUGAUUUUCAGUUUUUUUCUCUGAAAAUCUCAAUUUUCAGCCUAAAAUCCCUUUAUUUCAGCUGAAAACAUUGUGCUAAUUCUGAAAGGCGCCAAAAGAUCGUAUAUUGCUCCAGAUGUUCCGGCUCAAUACAGACAACUCAGUCAUUUUCGGUGAGUUUUUGCGGGUUUUGGCUGAAAUUUUGUCUGAAAAUUUGAAUUUUUCAUCAAUUUUUGAGCCAGAAACUCAUUAUUUUUGAUAAAAUUUCAAAAAAUCAUCAAAGUUUGUAUAAAAAUGCUCCAAAUUUCAAAAAUUCAUCAAAUUUGGGCUCAAAAUGCUCCAAAUCUCAAAAAUUUCUCAGAUACAUCACCGGAAUCACAAUGCCCGAUUGCUAUUAUAUCAUAACUUCACCAAUCGAUUCCGAAAAAUCCACGUGUUUUUUGGUGGCCGACAAAAGAAGUGCUUAUGAUGAGCUAUGGGAGGGAAAAUUGCCGACAGAAGCGGAACUCGAAAAAACGGCCAAUUUUGAGGAAAUUGUGCCACGUGGCAAAAUGUUGCAGGUGCGCUGAAAAUGAGCUGAAAAUUUGUGAAAUUUUGAGAUUUUUCGGUGCAAAAAUGAGCCUAAAAUUGAUAAAAUUGUGCUCAAAAAGAAGAUUUUCAGCCAAAAAUAACCCAGAAAUCUUGAAUUUCUACUUUUUUCAGCUGGGAAUCUGGAAAAGUUUAAUAUUUUCAGCAAAAAAUGUGAAAAUUUUGAAUUUUAAGCUUCAAUUUUCAAUAUUUUCAACCUAAAAUUAAUAUUUUUCAAUAAAAAAUCACUCCAAACAUUGAAAUUUAUGAGAAAAUUGACCUGAAAUUUGAAAAUUUUGAUAUUUUUAACUUCAAAAAUACCUUUCAUAAUUUUGAUCCAAAAAUACUCAUAAUUUGUCUGAAAAUUUUCAGACGCUCGAAAAAUUGUGCCAUCGAAAUUCUGCGGUAUUUUUCGAAUCACAAUCCGAUGAUCUACUCAAUCAAUUUUUGCAAACAAAAUCGGCGUCUGUUCGGAGUGUAAAUCAUUAUGUGAGUUUUGGCUGAAAUUUUCAGCAAAAUCUGAAAAUUUGAAGCGAAAUGAGGUGGAAAUUCUUCAAUUUUCCAUCAAAAUUUAUAUGAAAAUCCUUGAAAUUUAUCAAAAAAUCUUCAAUUUUCAGAAUUUUAGUCCAAAUUUUCCAGAUCGAUAAGCUGCGCCUCCAAAAAUCGUCCUCCGAAAUGCAAUCAAUGCGCGAUGUUUGCUCAUUGGGCUCCCAAACAAUGUCAGCAAUGAUUUCCGGAGUCAAAGAUCUACAAAAUGAGAAUGCGAUUUGUGGACUGCUGGAAUUCGAGGGCAGAAGGCGAGGCUCUGAAAUGCAGGCUUAUCCACCUGUUGUGGCGGCUGGAAAUCGAGCAAAUACUAUUCAUUAUUUAGAUGCGAAUAGCGAGAUUUUUAGAGGGUUUGUUUGGAUUUUUCAAAUGAUUUCGAGCAUUUUGAUACCAAAUUUGAGGAAAAUGAUGAAAUUUCGAGCAUUUUAAGCCCAAAAAUCAUAAUUUUUGGAUUUUUUUUGAGUUUUCAAGGGAAUCGGAGCAUUUUGAUACUAAAUUUGAUAGAAAUUUGAAAUUUGGAGCAUUUUGAGACUGUAGAUUUAGCCGCCAAAAAAAAUACGUUUCUAAAAUUUCUCAAGACAAAAAUUUGGAUUUUGAAAAUUGAUUUAUCCUCGCUUGCCGUUUCGAAAAUACAGUAACCCAAUGAAAACAUGUCCAUGUUACUGUAGUUGUAUGCGCCUUUGAAUUUAGAGCAUUUUGAGACCAAACAUGGGCUAGGUACUGUAGAUUUGAGAAUUUUGCCAUCAAAAAUACGUUUCAAAAGUUUUUCUGUAGAUUGCUCAUAUUAAACUAUGUAUGAACUGAAGCAUUUCUGCUCCAAAUUUCAUAAAUUUUGCAAAUUUCCAUCAAAUUUAGUAUCAAAAUGCUCCGAUUCCUUUGAAAACUCAAAUUUAACACUAAAAUCUUCACAAAAUUCCAAAAAUUAUGAUUUUUGGGCUUAAAAUGUUCCAAAUUUUCUGAAAAAUUCAAAUUUUCAAUCGAUUUUUCCAGAGAUUGUGUGCUUGUCGAUGCUGGAUGCGAUUUGAACGGCUAUGUUUCGGAUAUUACACGGUGUUUCCCGAUUUCUGGACAGUAAGCUUUUAUUUGGACAGUUUUUGACCUGAAAUUACCCAAAAAUCAUAUUUUUCAUGUAUUUUACCAUAAAAUUUCCCAAAAAAAUCGAAUUUCAGUUGGUCCGAUGCUCAAAAAUCGCUCUACGAAGCUCUUUUAUAUGUGCACGAGCAACUUUUGAGCUAUGCUCACAAUUUGGAAAAAGUCAAAUUGAGUUUGUUGUUCCGCAAAAUGAACGAAUUGUUGGCGGCGAGUUUUGGAGAAUUGGGAUUGAUUAAAACCAGAAAUCAUCGCGAAAUGAUUGAGGUGGGGAAUUUUUGACCUAACAUUUGAAGAAAUUGUGAAAAAUUGAUCAAGAAAAGCCCUACCAUUGCUCAUAUUAAUUGUUUUCCAGUCAAAAUUCUCAAUUUUGAAAUAAAGCUCUUAAUAUGAGCAAUGCUACUAGCGAAAAACCAAGAAUUUGGAAUUUCUGUUCAAAAUUUGAUAUCAAAAUAUUCCCCAGGAUUUGGCGAUUCUGAAAAUCUGAGAUUCACUUUUUUUAAAAAUAAUUCGUUAACUACAAAUUCACAAGAAAAUCCAUUGCUCAUAUUAUACUCUUUUCCUCAAAAACAUAGCAAAUUUUGUGUCAAAAUGUUCGAAAUUUCAUGAGAAAUUCAAAUUUUCCACUUGAAAUCCACUAAAAUCCCCCCAAAAUAUGUAAUUUCAGGAAGCGGAAAAGCUGUGUCCGCACCACGUCAGCCACUAUCUCGGAAUGGAUGUUCACGAUUGCGCGACAAUUUCACGCGACAUCGAUUUGCCGCCAAAUGUCGUGUUCACCAUUGAGCCCGGCGUCUAUGUGCCUUUAAAUCAUCCGGUCGCCGAAUUCCGCGGCAUCGGCUACCGUAUCGAAGAUGACGUGGCAACUGCGGAAGGCGGUGGAAUUGAACUAUUGACAGCUGGUGUGCCACGUGGCAGUUUGGAAAUACAACAAAUUAUGAGUACUGUAGAUUAG